Mandrillus leucophaeus (drill) is the source of this 3443-nucleotide messenger RNA. RefSeq names its product NUT family member 2A-like. NCBI's taxonomy places the organism in Eukaryota, Metazoa, Chordata, Mammalia, Primates, Cercopithecidae. The record is from RefSeq and is a predicted model, not a curated record.
UGGAAAGAUGAAAAACAAUCAGAUAACACCUGUUUCCUCCAGGAAAGCAAACGUGGUGGCCAGGGAGAAAAGAUGGGAGGAAGGCUGGUCAUUGCCUAUUCCACUGUGCACAGUUUGAAUUUGGAACCAUGCAAAAGUAUUGCUUGGUUAAAUUAAAACCAUUCAAAAGAUAAAAAAUAAACAUUUAACACCAUCGCAAUAUGCUGGGAAACAAAAUGAACGGAUUUCUGGUCUCGGUACUGUAGGUCGCAUAGCCACUCUUUCCUGGACUGAGGCUUCCCAGGAAAGGGGAUGGGAAGUAAGGCUGGCCUGCUGGUAUGGACAGAGAUUCCAGCAACAUACAUGACCCGGGGGCACAAGGAUUGCUUCCUAAACAAUGAUGAGCACACGGCCAACUAAUAGCCUGGAUGGGCUGAGACCAUCCUGAUUUCAAACACCCAGUCCCCUUGCCUUCCUGAGAACUUCUGUGUUUCUCAGACUGAAAACGUGUUCUGAAUUUUGUUCAGGAAGUGCGGCCCCUGUUGAAAUUCAUCAAGAGUGGGAAAGAGCCAAAGGGGGAAGGAGCAUGGGUUGCUUGGCACAAAAGUAGGUCUGUUCAUAAAGAAUGGAAGUAAAGGGGACAUCAGGUAGAAGGUUUUGCUGUGAGUCAGAAGGACAAUUUAAAAGUUGCCUAAAGAGGUGCACGCCAUCUGUGUUGCUGCCUUCCAGUUGGAAGGGAAACUCAGGUUCUUGCCUAGUGGCUGGAGCCCUUCGCAGAAUGUCCCCCACCCCUACCAGCUGCCCACUGCCCCUCCCCCUCUGCAGAAUGUCUGGGGUCCUAUGUUCAAACCUAUUUACAUUCAAAUUUUCCCUGCUCCACUUGGACUCAGGAGCAUCUGCUGAGCCAGGUCACUCUCUGUGUCCUACCCUUGACUUUUCUCAUUGCGGAAACUGCCAGACAGCAGUGGGCAGUGUUCAGCCUGAGGGGAUGACUUCAAAUGGAGCAUACCCAGUGCUGGGACCGGGCGUGACCGUGAACCCUGGCGCCUCCCUGUCUGUGUUCACGGCUCUGCCCUUUACCACACCCGCUCCUGGCCCAGCACACGGGCCACCCCUCGUGACUGCAGUGGUUCCCCCCGGCGGCCCUCUGGUGCUGUCUGCCUUCCCCAGCACACCUCUGGUGGCAGGACAGGAUGGCCACGGCCCGAGUGGGGCUGGGGCUUCUAAUGUCUUUGUCCAGAUGAGGACAGAAAUGGGGCCUGUGAAGGCCCCUCAGGCACAGACCUUGGUCCUAACUCAGAACCCCCUUGUCUGGCAGGCUCCAAGCGCCCUCUGCGGAGGUGUCGUGUGUCCACCUCCCCUACUCCUGGCAGCUGCUCCUGUGGUGCCUGUUAUGGCUGCCCAGCUGGUUGGGGGCACCCAGGCCUUUGAGGGAGGCUGGUCCCAGGGCCUUCCUGUUCCACCACCACCACCACCGGCUGCCCAGAUGCCCCCCAUCGUGUCCCACGCUGGGCCAUGGCCACAAGGGGCUCAUGGAGAGGGCAGCCUGGCUCCCUCCCAGACCAAGGCCCCACCAGACGACUCCUGUAAUCCCAAGAGUGUCUAUGAGAACUUCCGACUCUGGCAGCACUACAAGCCCCUGGCCCGGAGGCACCUUCCCCAGAGUCCUGACACCGAAGCACUUUCCUGCUUCCUCAUCCCAGUUCUCCGAUCCCUGGCCCGGCGGAAGCCCACCAUGACGCUGGAGGAGGGACUGUGGCGGGCCGUGCUCGAAUGGCAGCACACGAGCAACUUUGACCGGAUGAUCUUCUACGAGAUGGCGGAAAAGUUCCUGGAGUUCGAGGCUGAGGAGGAGAUGCAGAUUCAGAAAUCGCAACUGAUGAAGGGGCCCCAGUGCCUGCCUCCUCCAGCCCCACCGAGGCUUGAACCUCAAGGACCCCCAGCCCCUGAGGUGGCCAAGCAGCCAGUGUACCUUCCCAGCAAGGCCGGCCCCAAGGCCCCGACUGCUUCCCUGCCACCACCCAGGCCCCAGAGGCCAGCGGAGACCAAGGCCCGCCUGCCACCACCCAGGCCCCACCGGCGAGCAGAGACCAAGGCCCGCCUGCCACCACCCAGGCCCCAGAGGCCAGCAGAGACCAAAGUCCCCGAGGAGAUCCCCCCAGAAGUGGUGCAGGAGUAUGUGGACAUCAUGGAGGAGCUGCUGGGGCCUCCCCUCGGGGCCACGGGGCAGCCCGAAAAACAACGGGAAGAGGGCGAAGUGGAGCAGCCACAGGAAGAAGAUUGGACGCCCCCAGACCCAGGCCUCCUGAGCUACAUUGACAAGCUGUGUUCCCAGAAAGACUUCGUCACCAAGGUGGAGGCCGUCAUUCACCCCCGAUUCCUGGAAGAAUUGCUUUCCCCAGAUCCACAGAUGGAUUUCUUGGCCCUAAGCCAGGAGCUGGAGCAGGAGGAAGGACUCACCCUUGCCCAGCUGGUGGAGAAGCGCCUCCUACCUUUGAAGGAGAAACAGCGUGCGAGGGCAGCCCCUAGUCAUGGCGUGGCCCGGUUGGACUCAAGUCCUUCUAAGUUUGCAGCUGCUCAAGGAACAGAGAGAGACAUCCCUGACCCCCAACAAGGGGUUGACAUGGAAACCUGCCCACCCCAGACGGCUGCCCGGGACUCUCAGGGACGAGGCAGAGCACGCACCGGCAUGGCCAGGUCCAAAGACUCUGCGGUGCCUUUGGGAUGUCAGAAUUCCUCCGGGCUGAGGGCUGCUCGGUCAACCUCUCCUCCCCAGGACCACAGACCCACCUGCCCUGGCCUGGGGACCAAGGAUGCCUUGGAUCUCCCCGGAGGGUCUCCUGUCAGGGAGUCACACGGACUGGUUCAGGGGUCAAGUGAGGAGGAGGAGCUCCCCAGCCUGGCCUUCCUCUUGGGUUCCCAGCACAAGUUGCUGCCCUGGAGGCUACCCCAGAGCCCUGUCCCUGCCUUGGGCCUUCUCAGCCCAGAAAAGUGGGGACCCCAGGGAGUUCUUCAGUCCCCAUCUGCUCAAAGAAGAGGCCUCAGCCUAGCACCCUCUCUUGCUACCAAGUCCAAGAAGCGACCUCUCUUCGGAAGCCCAUCCCCUGCUGAAAAGACACCCCACGCAGGGCCUGGGCUCAGGGUCUCUGGGGAGCAAUCCCUGGCUGGGGGGCUCGGUGGCCCCUCACAGUCUCAAAAGAGAAAGGGUGACCUCUUGGUCUCCAGGAAGAAGAAGAAGCGGCAUUGUAGCCAGUAGGGGCUUCCGGGCAGACUUUUGGUGCCAAUCUCCAAGGGUGGGGCUCUGGCAUCCGAUGCCCCAAAGCAGUCAAAAGCUUCUUCUCCCCCAGUGCUGAUCUUGCUGAGCCUUAGCUUUGGAGGGGAGGGGAGGGAGGGGAGGGAGAGGGUGGCUGAAUGGGGAAGGCAGGAAGGGAGAAGGGUAGGGGAGGGAGGGGAGGGAGAGGGUG